This is a messenger RNA of Macrobrachium nipponense, 711 nucleotides long. RefSeq lists its product as uncharacterized. Lineage: Eukaryota; Metazoa; Arthropoda; Malacostraca; Decapoda; Palaemonidae. The record is from RefSeq and is a predicted model, not a curated record. The coding region runs from base 274 to 711 and encodes 145 amino acids. The transcript is spliced from 4 exons.
UCCUGGCUAUAGGCCUACCUGCUAUUCGGGACAUUUGAGUUCCAAGGAUGCGACGCCUAUAGGAUCCUGUUCAUAGGUCCUGUAGGAACAAGAAGCCACAAGAACUACUAUUCGAGUGUUAUCGAUGCACUGGUCGAGAGAGACCACCAUGUGACAUUUAUCACCCCCUUCCCCUCCAGCGUCGCCAGAGCCAACGUGGAGGAGAUCGCCGUGCCGCAGGGCGACUUCGCCAAGUUCGACCUCAACCUCUUCGACGAGAAGUACGGAGUGAGAAUGGCCACCUCCGCCAUGUACUUCUCCCUGUGUGACGACACCGUGAGGAGCCCCAGGGUGCAGGACCUGGUCCACCAGAGGUACGACCUGGCUUUCGUGUCGUCCAUCUGCUCCGACUGCUACCUCUGGCUCGUCUACCGGUUGAAGAUCCCGUUCGUAGUGUUAUCGCCUCUGGAUCUCUUGUCUGUGACGGCCAACCUCAUCGGGAAUCCUAUCUUCUCCUCAUUCCAACUCCACCCUUUUUUGGAAUACGAACACCCCAUGACCUUCUUGCAGAGGACACACAGUGCUCUGAUGGAUGCUGGGGGUUUGGUCUAUAUGCGUCACAUAUAUAGUGGCAUCGAGCAGAGGUGUCGAGAGAGCGGCCUCUGUCCAGAAGACAUGCCGUCCAUUGUCGACAUGUACAGGAAUGCUUCAAUGACCUUCGCGAACAAGUAA